GCACUGCAGCUUCCUCACCCUUUCCAUUCCCUUUCUCAAUUCUCACACACUCUCUCUCUCUCUGACCUUUUUUUUUGGGUCCUGUUUUUCUCAUAAUCUUUUUACUUACUUUUUUAAGAUCUAACUCACAUUUAUAAUUGAGAAGAGAGAGCAAGAGAGAGCAGAAGAGGAUUGAUGCAGAUUGUUUAUGCAACCAUCAAUGGUAUGGACCCUCUCUUGUCUUGUCUGCCACCACCAUCUUCAUUUCACUCUGGAUCAUUUGUAAGACAAAUAUAAGCACUUGCUUUCUUUUGUUUUAAUUUUGAGCUGCCAAGGUAGCUAGCUAGCUAGCUGCAAUGGCUGGGAUGCUUCCUGGUGUGGAAUGCGCUCGAAGGAGACGAGUCCAUCAAAGCGGCGAGUCACCAGGAGUGGGCACACACGGCUGGACCAGGCGCUCCUCUUUUUGUUUGUAUGCUAGCAACCAUGAAACUCACCAUACCUCCACCUCUUCCCUGCAAAGAAGCAUAUUGAACAAAUCAUACAUGGAUGAGAAACUGGGAGUGGAAGCCCGAGAAGCCAAAGGGAGAUUAGAUGAAAGACUCAGAACACAAAGAAAAUCAGAACCCAAUAAAAGGCAUAGUGUUCAUAGAGAAGAAGAGAGAUGUGUGGAUGGUGGAAGAUCUAUGGUUCUUCUGGGAGAAUUGCAGAAAGAAGUGUUUGGAACAAAGAAGAGCGGGUCAAAGAGGUUCGGCUGGGCCAAGUUGAGCUGGAAGGCCUCAGACCAAGAUGAGUGUGCUGUCUGCCUGGAAAGAUUCAGGCCUGGUGAGACCCUGGUGCACCUGCCCUGUGCACACAGGUUCCAUUCUGGCUGUAUGGUUCCAUGGUUACAGAACAAUGCCCAUUGCCCCUGUUGCAGAAUGGGGAUUGUCUCCCAGUAAAAAUCUCUUUUGUACUAUUGGUAAAAAUGGAAAUUGUAAUCUAGAUAAAGCUUUUCCAGUUAUAGUUAUAGAGUUGGUCUGAGCAAUUAGCUUGUAUCUUUGUUUUUCUUUGGUAGAAGUGAAAAAGUUGCCAAGUAGUCUUUGAUUCCCCAAUCCUGGUAAAUACUUAAAAAGUUAAUUAGAAGCUGCAACAUGUUGUUAGGCCCAUAUAAUUCCUCCACUUGCAUGAGAAAGGGAGGGAGAGAGCUUCUUGUCAUCUUCCAUGAAGGAUGAAAAAUAGACAAGGUAUUUUGUUUGAAAAGACUUCAAUUUGUGAAACAA
Molecule: messenger RNA, 1238 nt
Organism: Prunus mume (Japanese apricot)
Lineage: Eukaryota; Viridiplantae; Streptophyta; Magnoliopsida; Rosales; Rosaceae
Source: RefSeq, a predicted model, not a curated record